CUCCCGCUUCCUCCGCCCCCUCCGGCGCGCAGCCUGCGCACAGCGCAGCGCCGGCGUACGAGCAGCCCCGCCCCCCGCAGUGGCCCGCCUGCACCGUCACCGUCAGCUGCUACCAGCGGCCCAUCACCACACCUGUGAUGUAUUCAGCUGCCAAUAGUGGCCAAGAACCGUCCAACUUCUACUCAACCGGCCAAUCGUACCGUGGGUACCAGCCGUACUCUCUGCCCACAUCCGCAGAGACGGCGCGACAGCCGCAACAGCACCAGCAACACGUGCAUGGCGUAAUGGAAGAUGCGCCCACGCAGCACGCCCAUCACCCACAGCACGCCCAGCACCAGCAGGUCUCGCAGAGCCAACAGGAGAUGGCUCACCACCGCCUCAAUAGGUCGUACCAGGUGAUUUACAAUUACCUGGCUUGUGCGGAGCAACAGAGUGCUACCGCCUUCACCGAAGUUUUAAAAAAAUCUGUAGUUUCUCUGUACAUAGGACAUUUACAACAGUUUGGCGAAGACAGUCAACACAAGAACUUCGAUUAAAGUGAAUAAUUCUCUACGGACCUUAUCACUGUGGUUCAAUUGUGUUAUCACAAAAUUAUAUAACAAAAUUAAAAUU
This is a messenger RNA of Gryllus bimaculatus (two-spotted cricket), 612 nucleotides long. The record is from the annotation of a GenBank genome assembly. NCBI's taxonomy places the organism in Eukaryota, Metazoa, Arthropoda, Insecta, Orthoptera, Gryllidae.